Molecule: messenger RNA, 4796 nt
Organism: Clupea harengus (Atlantic herring)
Lineage: Eukaryota; Metazoa; Chordata; Actinopteri; Clupeiformes; Clupeidae
Gene: bcl11ab
Product: BCL11 transcription factor A b
Biological process (GO): negative regulation of dendrite development; regulation of transcription by RNA polymerase II
Cellular component (GO): nucleus
Molecular function (GO): DNA-binding transcription factor activity; RNA polymerase II cis-regulatory region sequence-specific DNA binding
Source: RefSeq, a predicted model, not a curated record
AUGUCUCGCCGCAAGCAGGGCAAACCCCAGCACUUAAGCAAGCGGGAGUUUUCGCCUGAGCCUGUGACGGCCGCCCUCCCCGAGGAGCCCCAGGACGAUGCCUGCCUGCUCCCAGUUGCGACCUCCUCGCCCAAAGGCUACCCGGACCUCCUCACGUGCGGGCUGUGCCACUCCCGCUUUCCCCUGUCCGACAUCCUGCUGUUUAUCGACCACAAGCGCAGGCAGUGCCAACGCAGCCACUGCCUGGACAAGGACCUCGACAGGCCCCCUCCGCGGUCGCCGACCACCCCCUCGUGCCUGGUGCGCGCCACUAUCACCCCCGGGCGUCGCGGACGCCACCCGGUCGAGGUGGCCGUCCAGGUGACGCCCCACAACCACAAGGAUAACUUAUCCAUGGCCUCCCCUGGAAUAUGGCCCAAGCAGGAGAACAUAACAGAAAAAGAAGAGCCCAGCAGCUACACUUGCACAACCUGUAAGCAGCCCUUCGGCACUGCCUGGUUCCUGCUGCAGCACGCCCAGAACAUGCACGGCUUUCGCAUCUACCUGGAGAGCGAGCCGGGCAGCCCGCUGACGCCCCGCAUGGCCUCCGCCCCCGGUAUGGGGGGAGAGUGCGGAUCCCAGGCCCCCGCUCUGCACGCGGCUCACCUGGCUGACAGCAGCCCCUACGGCGCCAUGCGUCUCGCUGGAUCCAGUUCGGCAGGCAGGGACUCGGUGGCCUCGGGCCCCAGGGAGGGUCGCUACCCUCGGACGCCUCCGCUCUUCAGCCCCCCACCCAGGCACCACCUGAGCCCGGACGACCUGGCCCUGGCCCCCCAGCACCCAAGCGCCUUCGACCGGGUGAUGCGCCUCAAUUCGGUUCCCAUGGACUCCCCGGCCAUGGACUUCUCACGCAGGCUCCGGGAGCUGGCGGGCCAGACGGCCAUGGUGGGAUCGUCGCCCCCCAUGUCCCCCGGACGGCCCAGCCCCGUGAAGCGGCUGCUGCAGCCCUUUCAGCCCGCCUCCGCUCCAGCCGCGUCCCCCGCCAACUCCACGCCCUCCCCCUCCGGCGGCCGCGUCUCAGCCCACCACCAGGCCCAAGCCCCCAGUACCCCGACCCGGUCCAAGUCCUGCGAGUUUUGUGGCAAGAGCUUCAAGUUCCAGAGCAACCUCAUCGUACACAGACGGAGCCACACAGGAGAGAAGCCUUACAAGUGCCACCUGUGCAACCACGCCUGCACCCAGGCCAGCAAACUCAAGCGCCACAUGAAGACACACCGGCACAACUCCUCCUCCUCGCUUGCCUCCAGGUCCGAUGAUGGGCUCUCGGCCACUAGCUCACCUGAGCCGGGCACCAGCGACGUACCCGGUAGUGCCACCAGCGCCCUCAAGUCAGUGGUGGCCAAGUUCAAGAGCGAGAACAACGGGGUUAUCCCUGAGAAUGGUGAAGGUGAAGAAGACGAGGAGGAGGAGGAAGAGGAAGAAGAAGAGGAGGAAGAGGAAGGGGAAGAGGAGGAGGAGGAGGAGGAGGAAGAAGGAGAAGAGGAGGAGGAAGGAGGGGUGGAGAAUGGACCCGAGGACAGGAAGGACUUCGCCCGAUUCAGUCUGAGCCUCGAGGGUGCCCGUCACCACGAGAAUAGCCGCAGUCGUUACCGGGGAGACCUGAAUCCUCAUAAGCGGCGUGCGCUCAACUCCUCGAGCCAGGUGACGACCCCUGACCCUGGCGAAGAGGGGGACUCUGCUCCGGAGCUGGACCGCCCUGAAGACGGCCACUGUGGUAUCACGACGAACGGCACAGGCCCCUUCUCAGGGGAGGGCCUCUCCAGGAAACUCCGAGACUCCAGCCCUGGCUCCCUUAGCCCCCUCUCCAAACGCAUCAAGGUGGAGAAGGACCUGGACUCCCCGACCCUCCCUGCCACCGCUGUGACGCCCAUCUCGGAAAACGUCUACUCCCAGUGGCUGGCUGGUUAUGCCGCCUCGCGGCAGCUCAAGGAGCCCAACUCUACUUUACUCAACUUCGGGGACUCCCGACAAUCGCCCUUCGCCACGUCCUCCGAGCACUCCUCGGAGAAUGGCAGCCUGCGCUACUCUACGCCACCCGGCGAGCUGGACGGGAUCGGCGGCGGGGGGGCUUCGGGCCGCAGUGCAGCCGGUAGCGGCGCCAGCACCCCUCACCUCACCGUCCCGCCCAUGCGCCCCAGCUCCAAGGACAGCAGCGGCGGCGGAAGCGGAGGGAGCAGCAGCGGCGGUCGCCGCAGCGACACCUGCGAGUACUGCGGCAAGGUGUUUAAGAACUGCAGCAACCUGACGGUGCACCGGCGGAGCCACACGGGCGAGCGGCCGUACAAGUGCGACCUGUGCAGCUACGCCUGCGCCCAGAGCAGCAAGCUCACGCGCCACAUGAAGACGCACGGCCAGAUGGGCAAGGAUGUGUACAAGUGUGAGAUUUGCCACAUGCCCUUCAGUGUCUACAGCACCCUGGAGAAGCACAUGAAGAAGUGGCAUGGUGAGAGGCCACUCAGCGAAGACAUUAAGAGCGAGUAAAGGAAGUUUGUGGAGGGUUUCGGACGGUGGGGGAAAGGGAUGGGUGGGACAGGAUACAAAGUUGUUGCUCCCCCAUCUCACCGCCACCAUUUUUUAGCCCUCUGUUGAGUUCUGGUUCUCAAAGGACGUGAACGAAGCUUAGCAUGUGCUUAGCAUCCACACGAGACACUGGUGGACAUGGGACACAGGUGGACACGGGACAGUGGAUUUUUUGGGGGCAGUCCCGUCAACAAGCAAAACCCUGGAGCCUCGCUUAAUGUGCAAUAAUUUACUUGUUUUUUCUACCUUUUUAUACAAAAAAAAAACAUAAGAAAAAUACUGAAUGGCAUGCUAGGUGUAUUAGCGCUAAUCUGUUAGCUGUAAUUGUUGUUGUCGGUGAUGUUUUGUACUUUAUAAUGACAGAAAAUCCAUGCUGCAGACACACUGUUCUACAUAUCAUGUACAGUUUCACGUCAACAAUCACAGUUUAUUCCAUAUGCUCACAAGGAGAAAAUAACAUGAAAACAGAUCUUUUAAAAAGAGUACAUUAUUUUCAACAUGGACAGUUGAAAAAUAUCAAUUGGGAUGCCUACUAAAUUAUGGCCAUAAAAUGAUUUACCUGAGGUAGUUAUCAAAUCUAUCGGAAUUUAUUGUAUGGUUUCUUUUUGUAAAAAAAAAAAUGAAAAGAAAAAAAAAGAUAAACGAGUGCCUUGGAUAUCUUUACACAUAUGUUUAUCCAGCCAUAUGCUACAAGCUUGGAGUCUUAACCAGAUGAUGAUUAUGGUUACGCUCAGAGUAAGGGUCUUGCAUCAAGCUCCCGAAGGACAUUGGCCAAUCAUACCAUGCAGCCAUAUAUUUCAAGAAAAAAAAUGUCCAAUGUUUUUCACUGAUUAUUGUGUGCAUCACUAUGCCUUUGUUUACUACCGUGGCAAUACGUACUUUUCAGUUUCCUGAGAUUUUGACUUGUGUUGUUUUGGUACAAGGUACAGCAAUUAGUUUAUUUUAUAAAUCCGCUAACUUAAGUUCCUAAUAUUUUUUGGGGUGUAUUUUAUGUACGAAAGUUUGGCCUGCUUAGUUUGGUGGAUAGCAUGCAACUAUGUGGCUGUCGUUUUUAGCCUUGAACUGUUGAGCUGACCCCUGACCCUGAGGUCAAUUUAGUUCUGGCAGGCCUGACGGAUAAGGAGAAAGACUUCUGGGACAUGUCGAGUGAAAGGGGGAAGGGAGAGAGUUUUGAAAGUAAACUUUCAAAAGAAUGAAAAGAAAAAAAUCCCUCAGAGUCCAUCUCAGAGUCCUUCUCUAACGCCAACUUGCUAGUCAGCUGCUGUUAGUUAUCUCAUUAUUUUAGCUAAAUCCUCUUCCCCCCCCAUUUAUUAGUGUUUAGAGGAAAGUUAAACUACUAGCUUGUUAUUACGAAAGCCUAACUAUCUCGAAAAAGAAUACCCCUGCUCUUUAGAAAGAAGCACUUAGCUAAAUGAUUUCUUCUUGUCGUUUGUAUCCCAGCCACAGGCUCCGUUAGGCAACACGUCGGCCAUCUUGUUUGACGUUGAGAAUAGCACUUGUCACUCUGCCUUGCAUUCUGUAUAUGUCUCUUUAAUCAGAGGUACAGAUGGUCGAGUAUAAACUGAGAUGGCUUUUUUACUUUUGUUGUCAAAUGUACAGGACAAAUACGUGCACUGUUCAGUUGCUCCCGGUUUACAGACAAGAUGCGUUUCGAGGGAGAGAAAAAAUGCCCUCUCGUAUGCUCACAGUUUAUAGUGCCGUCAUGUUUUUUUCAUGCAAAAUAAACUUUUCCGAAAAAGACGACAACAGGGUGAAAUUGUGCUCUUAAGUCAUGUUUUGUCAACAGAAUGCUGUAGUUUGGAUUCUGGGUUUCAGUGCAGGGGUCAAAAGCAUGGACCUCUCUGCUUUCACUUGAGAAUGACACAGACUUGCUGCUCCAAGAGCAAGGAUUUUUUUAUAUAUUAUAUUACAUAAUUUUAUAUAAAAAAAGACUGUCAUUUUUUUCCUGUGUAUUUCACAGAAAUUUAAUUUAAAAAAAUGUUGAGAUUUUCAUUUUUGUGUGUGUGUGGGUGUUUUUCUUCAUGUAUCAGUGAUAUUGAGGACUUGAUCACUAUGUAUAGCUCAGAAACGUGGAACUGGUCUCAGAUUUUCUUUUGCCUUUGCUAAACGAAAACUUCAGGUUGCAUAACGGAGAGAUUUAGGACGAUGAGAAUACCGAGGACUUAAAAAGGAGGACUCACUUGUGUCCUCUCUAAUCUGAAACAAUUGCUGUCAGCCUCUUUAUUUUUUCCUUACAA